CACCAGCCCACCAGGCCCUAUGAGAAGAAUGAGAAGCCAUGCAUGCUGUCAGAGUACAUGGACAGAUACCCACUUUAUCCCACAACUCUUCCUAGAGGCCCAUUUAAGAAAAAGGAAGCAGACAAGAUGGCGCAGAUACCCAUGGAAGGCAUCUCAACUACAAAGAGAGAUUACAUCGCUCAUGAAGUGUUGCCACUGCAACUUAAACCACCUGAAAAGCAUGUCGAGAGUGACAAGCCUAUGGAUUUGACCACCACUUAUAAACAAGAUUAUAACUUCUACCCUACAUGUCAAGUACCUCCAUGCAUCCCCUCUGUGAUGAGAUGCAUACCCAGUGUCAAGAUGGAUACAAGAACCACUUAUGAAGAUGACUAUGUGCUAUGGAAUGAACCAAAGACAGAACAGAUCAGACCAGACAGGUUUCGCCCAUCAGAAGAAAAAUUUGACCACAGAACCACUGUCCAGGAUGAUUAUCUCUACAGGGGGCCAGUUUCCACUCAAAGCUGCAAGCCUCUGAAUCGAGUCCAGAAAAAUAAGGCUCCCUCUGAAAAUAUAACCAAUUAUAGAGUGAAUUAUAUUCCACAUCCUCUGGAGAAGCCGUAUGUCCAUAAAUAUAAGAAAUACAAGGCCAGUGAAGUCCCAUUUGAUGGCCUCACUACCCACAAAGUUUCUUACAUGGGGCUGCCUGGUCAGCCAGCCAAGCUGGCAAAACCAUACCAGCCGAAGCCUCUCCAUGAUGUUCCAUUUUCCUCUACAACUGAGUUUCAGGAAAAAUACCAAACUUGGCCACAGCCUCCUGUAUUCACCAAAAAACCUGAUGUAUAUCUUCCUCCUCUGGAGAAAAUGGACCUUCAGACCACUACUCAGACACAUUACAAGCACCCAAAUAGCAAACCAGCCAAGAUGUGUCAGCCUUUGGCCCUGCUUAAAAAAAGUACUGAACCAUUCAAUAACUCUUCUGUAAUGAAGGAAGACUAUAAGCCUUGGCUGUGUGAGAGACUAAAGCCUAUCACUCAUGCUCCAGAGCUGACCUUCCCAGCAAAACCAAUGGAUUGCUUGACUACCUUUCAGAGCCAUUAUGUGGCUCAUCUGCCCACAGUUACGAAAAGCUGCAAACCUGGCUGGUCACGCCCAAAGCAUCACACUCUGCUAGAUGCUAAAACCACCUAUGCUACCAGCUACACACCAAAGGGCUUUGUUAGAUGCUUGGCCUCUUACAAAGACCCACCCGGUUACGUCUCUGAGGGAACUGAUGCUGAUGGUCACAGUUUCUAUCUCCCUGUGCCUGCAAGGUGUCAAGUGAAGGAAAAAGAGAGUGGAUGCAGCCUUCUUGGAAAUGGAUUCAAAGUGCAAGGCGCCAGCGAGUUACAAAUGAGAGCUUGA
Molecule: messenger RNA, 1383 nt
Organism: Pterocles gutturalis (yellow-throated sandgrouse)
Lineage: Eukaryota; Metazoa; Chordata; Aves; Pterocliformes; Pteroclidae
Gene: SAXO1
Product: family with sequence similarity 154, member A
Exons: 3
Coding region: 43-1383 (446 amino acids)
Biological process (GO): microtubule anchoring
Cellular component (GO): ciliary basal body; cytoskeleton; centriole
Molecular function (GO): microtubule binding
Source: RefSeq, a predicted model, not a curated record